AUGACAGCCGAUCACUAUCUCCCUCCUCGUGAUUAUGUAGGUUAUGGACUGGAAAGUCGGCCUGGUGUUUGGCCAGGUGGGAAAAAGAUCGCCGUUUCAUUCGUUCUCAACUAUGAAGAAGGAGCAGAAAGUACCCCUUGGAAUGGUGACGAUGGAUCUUGCCCCAUGCUACAUGAGUUGCAUUAUGACCGAAAGGCCACUUCUGGUGGUAAGAGAGACGUUCUUGUUGAAGAUAUGUUCGACUGGGGAAUCCGUCAAGGUUUACCCCGUUUAUUGAAACUUUUCCGUCAAUACGGCUGGAAGUGGACAACCUGGACAUGUGCCAGGGCAUUCGAGGUGACCGGACCAUAUGCUAAGAUGCUAGUGGAUGAUGGUCACGAGAUAGCAUGCCACGGAAACCGAUGGCAAAAUCACGGCAAAAACUUCGAGGAAGUGAAAGCCCACAUCAACAAAUCGUUUGACAGACUACAAGCUUCCACUGGGCUUUCAGAUGUACCUACAGGAUGGUUUGUGGGUACCAGUCACCAAAGUCAGAAAUUAGCGAGAGCAGUUGUACAUCGGGAGCGCAAUGUACCUCUAUUAUACUGCUCAGAUACUUACGCUGGCGACGAGCCAUAUUGGGCUCCUGACCCAUAUGCAGAAAUCUAUGGAGGAGAAGACAAAGGAAUGUUGAUGAUUCCGUACUCUCUGUGUACGAAUGACCAUCUCUUCUUCGUGGCUGGCGGAGCUGGUGUAUCCGCCCCAGACGAUUGGUUCGAAAUGCUUAAAGCUGAAUUCGAUGCGCUAUAUGCUGAAGGCGGAAGGGGCUCUGCCAAAAUGAUGACCAUUGCGAUGCACAACAGAUUCGUUUGUAAGCCUGGUCGGAUAAUGGCGUUGAAGCGAUUCAUGGCUUACAUCGCUACAAAACCUGACGUCUGGGUAACAAGACUCUACCCUUAA
Messenger RNA from Kwoniella mangroviensis CBS 8507, 939 nucleotides. RefSeq lists its product as uncharacterized. The transcript is spliced from 7 exons. Gene Ontology annotation, molecular function: hydrolase activity, acting on carbon-nitrogen (but not peptide) bonds. Lineage: Eukaryota; Fungi; Basidiomycota; Tremellomycetes; Tremellales; Cryptococcaceae. Gene Ontology annotation, biological process: carbohydrate metabolic process. The record is from RefSeq and is a predicted model, not a curated record. The coding region runs from base 1 to 939 and encodes 312 amino acids.